This is a messenger RNA of Penicillium canariense, 1095 nucleotides long. RefSeq names its product phosphotransferase family protein. The record is from RefSeq and is a predicted model, not a curated record. The transcript is spliced from 3 exons. NCBI's taxonomy places the organism in Eukaryota, Fungi, Ascomycota, Eurotiomycetes, Eurotiales, Aspergillaceae. The coding region runs from base 1 to 1095 and encodes 364 amino acids.
AUGGCGGGCGAAGUGCGCCAGCCGAUAGACCUGCCAUCGCUGGAGCGGUAUCUGAACCAGACCGUGCCUGUAGUCAAGACCCCGCUGGACCUGAAACAGUUUGGCUUUGGCCAAUCCAACCCUACCUACCAACUUACCACCGCCGAUGGACGGAAGCUUGUGCUGCGCAAGAAGCCCCCAGGCAAGCUGCUUUCGAAGACAGCGCACAGAGUGGACCGAGAGUACCAGAUCAUUAAGGCCCUUGGACCGACAGAUGUGCCCGUACCGGAGGCGCUAUGCCUCUGCGAAGACAGCAGCGUGAUCGGCACCCCCUUCUACAUUAUGGAGUUCCUGGACGGUCGACACUUUACCGACCCAGGGUUACCCGGCGUGAGCGCGGAGGAGAGAAGUGCACUCUGGAAGUCUGCGGUGGAGACUCUAGCCAAAUUCCACUCGGUCGUCCCCAAGUCGGUUGGCCUUGAGGGCUUCGGCAAGCCGUCCGGAUUCUUCGACCGACAAAUCGCGACAUUCACAACAAUUUCGAAGGCCCAAUCCCAGGUUCUCGACAAAGAUACCAAGGAGCCCGUGGGAGAACUGCCACACUUCCAGGACAUGACGCAGUUCUUCGCGCAAAAGUCGACCCAGCCCCGCGACCGCGGCACGCUAGUGCACGGCGACUUCAAGAUUGACAACAUGAUCUUCCAUAAGACCGAGCCGAGAGUGAUUGGAAUUCUGGACUGGGAGAUGGCAACCAUCGGACACCCACUGUCGGACUUCUGUAACUUGACCAGCCCAUAUAUCUUGGAUUCGGCCGAAUACAAGAAGGGCCAGUUCCAGCCGGGGCGCAUACCAGGCUUGCCCUCGCGCGAGGACUGUAUUAGCUGGUACAGUGCGGUUUCGGGGUACAACCCGGCGGCGGAUAUUCUCUGGGGCGAUGCGUUCUUCGCCUUCCGAGGCUCUGUCAUUAUGCAGGGCAUUGCGGCACGAUUCGCAGCACGACAGGCUAGCAGCGCCCGCGCUGGCGACUAUGCCAAACAGGCCAAGCCGUUUGCCUUGGAAGCUUGGCGGCGAGUGAAGCAGGUGAAGCAGCUUUUACAGCAAAAGGGCAAACUAUAA